AUGAACACACCAACAAUAAUAAUUGAUAAUGGAAGUGGUCUGAUAAAGGCUGGAGAAUCAAGUGAAGAAUUACCAAAAAUUGUAUUUCCAUGUGUUGUAGGACAUUCUAAGGAAACUAACAAACUAGAAAAUAUAGGAGACUUUGCUCGAUUUUCAAAAGACUUGAAUUUACAACAACCAAUUCAACGAGGGAUUAUCAAUGACUGGAAUGAUAUAGAAGAUAUUUGGGAUUUUGCUUUUGAAGAGUUACAAGUAGAAUCAAGUGACCAAGUUGUUAUGUUAACUCAAGCAGCAUUAACACCACCAAUUCAUAAAGAAAAAAUGGCACAAAUUAUGUUUGAAGGAUUUGGUAUGAAAGGAUUAGAUGUUAUGAUGCAGAGUUUAUUAGAACUUUAUUUUAGCGGAAGAACAACAGGAGUUGUUGUUGAUUGUGGAUAUGGAAUGUGUCAAGUUGUUCCAAUUUAUAAUGGAUAUAUGAUGGAACAUGCUACUCUCCGACUCAUGUGUGCAGGAGAAGAAAUUAAUGAAUAUUUAAGAAAAUUAUUAAUUGAACGAGGAAUAAUAUUUAGUACUGAGAGUGAGAAAAUUGAAGUUGAAAGAAUAAAAGAGCGAUUAGGUUAUGUUGCAUUUGAUUAUAAAGAAGAAUCAACAUUAGCAUCAUUGUCUAGUGAAUUAGAUAAGAAGUAUGAACUUCCAGAUGGUCAAAUAAUUUCUAUUGGAAGUGAACGAUUUAAAUGUAGUGAAGUAUUAUUUGAGCCAAAUAUUAUUGGAAAAGAAACAAGUGGAAUUCAUGAAAUAACAUAUAACUCUAUUAUGCAAUGUGAUUGUGAUUUAAGAAAAGACAUGUAUAAUAACAUUGUUCUUUGUGGUGGAAGCUCAAUGUUCCCUGGAAUGAAACAACGAUUUAUUAAAGAAAUUACAGUUUUAUCCCCUCCUACUAUUCAAAUUAAUGUUGAUUGUAAUAGAAAAAGAAAGUAUGGUGCUUGGAUUGGAGGAAAAAUGUUUGCUAGUUUAUCAUCAUUUGAAGAACGUUAUAUGAAGAAAGCUGAAUAUGAUGAAUUUGGUGCUUCUUAUAUUAAUUCUAAAGAUAAAAAAUAA
Entamoeba histolytica HM-1:IMSS is the source of this 1098-nucleotide messenger RNA. RefSeq names its product actin, putative. The coding region runs from base 1 to 1098 and encodes 365 amino acids. The record is from RefSeq and is a predicted model, not a curated record. The transcript has a single exon. Lineage: Eukaryota; Evosea; Mastigamoebida; Endamoebidae.